Neogale vison (American mink) is the source of this 1971-nucleotide messenger RNA. RefSeq names its product MOB kinase activator 3A (gene MOB3A). Gene Ontology annotation, cellular component: cytoplasm; nucleus. Gene Ontology annotation, molecular function: protein kinase activator activity. The transcript has 5 exons. The record is from RefSeq and is a predicted model, not a curated record. NCBI's taxonomy places the organism in Eukaryota, Metazoa, Chordata, Mammalia, Carnivora, Mustelidae. Gene Ontology annotation, biological process: signal transduction; positive regulation of protein phosphorylation. The coding region runs from base 393 to 1046 and encodes 217 amino acids.
GCUCUGUGGCUCCGGGGCGGCGGAGGCUACGGGGCGGCGGACGCUGGACCCCGGACAGCCGCGAGCGCCGCCCGGCCGGUUGGACGUGAGCCUGCAGCAAGGCUCCCGGACAGUGCGAGAUUCUGCCCUGGCUCCUGUCACGGUCCUAGCGUUCUCUGUGACGUUCCUUCCGCAAACGCCCAUCCGGCUCCUGCUUCCGCGGCGGGCUUGAGUUCUUGAACGGGGCUGGCGGCACAAGCUGGUAACCAGGUGCUGGGUGUGCGUAAGUCUCAGGGAAGGCCCGGGGUGCAGCGGAUCUCCUGUCCCCUCGGCGGCCGCCCGACACCAGCAUCCCGCCUGGGCCCGUCUGUGGAAGUGUCGCCGGGGAGCGUGCCAACCGGCAGGGGGCCGACAUGUCCAACCCCUUCCUGAAGCAAGUGUUCAACAAGGACAAGACCUUCCGCCCCAAGCGCAAGUUCGAGCCGGGCACCCAGCGCUUCGAGCUGCACAAGAAGGCACAAGCGUCGCUGAACGCGGGGCUGGACCUGAAGCUGGCCGUGCAGCUGCCCCCCGGCGAGGAGCUCAGCGACUGGGUGGCCGUGCACGUGGUGGAUUUCUUCAACCGCAUCAACCUCAUCUACGGCACCAUCAGCGACGGGUGCACGGAGCAGUCAUGCCCGGUCAUGUCGGGCGGCCCCAAGUACGAGUACCGCUGGCAGGAUGAGCACCAGUUCCGCAAGCCCACGGCGCUGUCGGCCCCCCGCUACAUGGACCUGCUCAUGGACUGGGUCGAGGUGCAGAUCAACGACGAGGGGCUCUUCCCCACCCACGUCGGCACGCCGUUUCCCAAGAACUUCCUGCAGGUGGUGAAGAAGAUCCUGUCGCGGCUGUUCCGCGUGUUCGUGCACGUCUACAUCCACCACUUCGACCGCAUCGCGCAGCUGGGCUCCGAGGCGCACGUCAACACGUGCUACAAGCACUUCUACUACUUCGUGCGCGAGUUCGGCCUCAUCGACACCAAGGAGCUGGAGCCGCUGAAAGAAAUGACCGCGCGGAUGUGCCACUGAGCCCCUGGGCCCUGCAGUCACCGAGGCGGUGCCAGGGACGCUCGCUCUUACGGCCACGUCUCCAGACCACGGACUUGUGCUUUGUAGAAAGCGCACCCAGUGAGCGAGCUUGGUCCCGGGGCGGCUGCACGGACCGUGGGGGUGGGGUCCUCCGCCAUCCUGGUGGGCAGCCGCCGUGGGUCUCCACGUGGCCACCUGAGCCCGUCUCCUUGGCAGGCAUCAAACUCGAACUCCGUGGCUCUGCGUGUUGAGCACCGGGAAAACCCACGGGUGAACCCCUAGCACUUGCCCUGGUGGCCCGUGUCUGCUUCACGACUCGCACGACGGGGACCCCACCCCUGCUCCCCAGCCGGGCCGCCUCGUGGAUCGUCAAUGACGGGAUUCCUCUCCCUGUUAGAGAGACGGCCCCGCUCUCUUACGAAUAACACGGGACGGAUCUUCCGUGUCCCGAGCUGGAACCUGUUGAAUUUUGCCAAACGUGUGGCUGGGGUGAGCCCUUCUGCAGCGCGUACCGGCUCUGUGCGGAAACCCUGCAUCUGCGUGGCCCCGUGCGGCCCCGGGACCCGAAUCCCAGCUCCGGCUGCCGUGGACAUCAGGGGCCCCAUCUGGGCCAUGCCGAAGCGACCGCAGGAGCGCCAUCCUGUCUGUGCCUCCAACCCCCGACCCCGCGCGGCGGCCUCAGUGGCCUUUUCCGUGGCAGCCCUCCCAGCGUGGACCGCACCGACUCCGAGUACCUCUGGGCGUCUGGGGCGCUCGCAGGAGCAAGGCCAUCCCCCAGCGCCAGCAAGUGCAAUUAACGCGGCCUCGGCCCGGGGUCCGGCUCAAGGAGGCCCUUUCCCUGGAACGGAGCUCCCUCUGGACGCCAGACCUCGGCCAGCACCGAAACCACUGUGUCCCCAGGGCUGCGGGCGUCCCCGCGCCUGCC